Molecule: messenger RNA, 5997 nt
Organism: Pelagomonas calceolata
Lineage: Eukaryota; Pelagophyceae; Pelagomonadales; Pelagomonadaceae
Source: the annotation of a GenBank genome assembly
AUGCCCGGCGCCCAGGAGGCGGCGGAGAAGCGCUGGAGCGGCUACGGCCGCCCGCCGCAGAACAUCAAGCGGGACCCGCGGAGCUACCCGCACAACGGCCAGCUCUGGCGACUGCUAAAGAAAGCGAGUGAUCGCAAAACCCAAGUCAGCAAGCACCAGCGCCUCUACACGGUCAACGAGAGAAUAUGGAGAAAGAGCCACAAAGGCGACGCCCCGCGCGAUUCCGGUCUGAGCGCGUCCGAGGCGACGCAGAAGGCUCGAGACUUUGACCUGGAAGCUCGAGAGCGACGGAAGGCGAGAGACAAGCCCCUGCCCUUACCUCCUGGGUAUUAUGGCUCUAGGAAAAGAAAGGGGCCCAAGACCAAAGCCGCGAGUCGUUUCGAAGGUUCUCUCGCGACGGACAACAACACGCGCUUGCACUUUGGGGCCGCGAUCGCCUUGCAAGCUCAUGUGAACAACGACGCGUUUUGCGUCAAGAGUCAAGAAGAUGGGAGAAUCGUCGCUACCAGUCAUAUAGGACCCAAGGACGUGGUGCUGUUCAAGUUGUUAGAACUAGAAGAGCCAGGAUCACAUAAAGCUUGUAGAUUUGGGGACGCGGUGUGGCUGCAAAUCUGUGGCGGCCCCGGCGAGCCGUCCUGGAGACAUGGGAGUGUGGUGGGUGCCAAGGUUGUCGGUGCUUGUAAUCUGCCGACAGUACCUAUAGACCCGAAUGUGGCUGAGUAUAUUGGAGGCGACCAAGUCGAGACGGGUCUCGGCGCGCCGGCGCCCGUGAGGGCCAUGCUCCCGACGGGAAAAGAGGCCAUGUCGUUCCACGAGAUGCGUCAUAGAAACAAGGCCGCUCUGACGCUAGGUAGAUGGAGAUUAUUACCAGCAAAUGACGAAACCGCAGAAAAGGCUGCCGAGCGGGGCGGAUUUGUAUGUAACGGUGACCUUGUGUAUUUGGAGCAGGACUUUUUCCACGUGACCAUGGAUCGGAACGGUAAUACGUCGUUGGAGCGAGUCCCGAAAGUAACAGAAUAUCCUGGCUACCGAGUAGAAAGAACUGGUUGUUGGGUCUUGCGGAUUGCGACACUCACAAAUGAAAAUAUGAAUGAUUUGUCCUAUAAAGAACAAAGGGGCGAGUUAUUGAUGCAGAAGGCUAUUAAGAGCAUGCGUCGUUCACAUGCGAACAGGAUGGGUCGCCGCGGCUACGACCGCGACGCCGACGAACCGAUAUUACUUAAGAAAGGCGACGACGCGCCCCGGCUGCCCGGUGGCAAGUUGUUUUGUACCUUACUAAGGCAUGUGGUCAUGGAGCGCGAAGCUUUGGAUGAACAGAAAGUCCUAGCACCACACACCGAGAAGGAACGGUACCCGCACAACUACUUCGCGUCGCGCUUUCCCACGUGUGGGCCACCGGUGAUCGCGCCCGACGAGAAAACAAUUGUGAAGUUAAGACCGUCCGAAAUGCGGGAACGGGCCCCACAAGUGCAAAGAGCGCCGCCGACGCACACCUUCCUGACACAGGAUAGUCAGGAGGCCUCGUCACCCAUCAACAAACAAAUAUCGGUCAUCACCGAAGGCACGGUAUUGACCAAUAAAACGGAUUGCCCUUCAUUGGUGUACGGGCCCGAGUGGCACAUUCCGAACCGAGAUCUACUUAUUAACAGACACACCACCAAGUCCUCGAUAUGCCCCUACCAGUUCGGCACGGAGGAUGAAGAGGACGACUUCUCCGAAGUCACGGAAGUUGCAGAGCUCAUAUCAUUAGAUCAAGUCUCGAAAAUUCAAAAACGGAAGGCUAGAUUGUUAGGUAAAGCAAAAUCCUGGGCCUACGAUUUAGGGAGCGAGGACCAGUUCGUCACGGACAUCAAACGAGACGAAUCGCUCACGGCGAAGAUGCGCCAGCAGAUUCUGCGGGACCCCGACGGCGAGUCCGAGAAGGACUCGUUUUUGUCGGAUGACGUGUCGGUAGCGUCCGGCAGUCGCAGAAGGUCGCGGUCCAUGGAUUCUUAUAGUAUAGAAAUCCCGCAGACCAUCGAUGAGAGCGGAUCUGAUUCGGAGGAUAGCGGGCCCGUCUACGACCCCGACGCGACCGAUGGAGACCGGGACGUCGAGAAGGAGGCCAUGGACGCUAUUGAUAACUAUUUCAAAGUCUGGCAGGAACAACUGAAGAAUCAAGAAAAACGGGAUGUUUCUACUAGACUUGUGUCGGAGGACAAAUUCUUAGCGCACAAUAUCGACUUUUUGAAGCGGCGGGAGCGGUUCAAGACCAUGUUUGCGCAAUUGAAGAUUGAUAACGCUCGGGUCGAGGAGACUUCUUCAUUAAUGCAAGAUCUAGCAGAUGAAAGCGAGGCUCCACUCGUCCAUAACUUGGAGGACUUAGCAACUUUCGACGAAGCCGAGUGCAAGAAGCACUUCGACGAGUCGAUGGAUCUAUUGCGAGACAUGGUCGAAGCCACGCGGGAAGCCUUCCAGAAGUUCGUGCUGCCGCAGCUCGCGGGCGGCAUGAAGGACGGCUCGACGGCGAAGAUGGCCGAGUGCGCUUGUGAGGCAUCUCUGAUUGUUGGUGCGUUUAGUGAGCGAGUGGUGGCUCCUCGAUGCUCCGCAUUUGCUAAAGCGCUGAAGGAGUAUUUGGUGACGGCGGCGCAACUCACUUACAACGUGAAGGACGAAGAUUUGCCCCAGGUGAUUGCCGAUUUAGCUGCUCCUUCAUUAGAUCCCGAUGUUCUCAGAAGACAUGCGAAGAAGUUCUAUUCGGAAGUGGAUUUGUUCUGCACGCACGUCGGGGAGGCCUAUCCUAAAAGACGGAGGCGGUCAACUAGGCGGAAACGGCGAUCAACUAGGCGGCGGUCUUCCCUACUGGCGCCGGUGGGGGCGCCGGCGCCGGCGCCGGCUCCUGCGGCCGCUCAAAGGGCGAAGACGCCCGAGGCCAAGGCCGCGGGCGCGCUGUAAGUAUCGUUAUCUACUGCUUCUCGGUGGGUGUCGCGGAUGUGAUGUGUCGUUGCGUCGAUUUCUGUUGCGGUGCUAGGACUAGUUUGCGGGCCCCCUGGGCCGGCGGCGGACCGCCGCCGAUACGUAUGAGUUGUUACGGUGCUAGGACUGUGGGCGGAGAUACGUAUCCAGCUUGCUAGUGUCUUGCAGCUAGCUGAUUAUGUGCCGGCGCUCCGAGCUCGACGUUGCGCUAUUAUUUCAGACGCGCUGUGCCAGUAUUACAUACAAAAACCGAUUUAAAAUUUAUACAUCAUCCUUGGCUUCGGUUUGAUGACGGCUGGAGCGCCUGAUAGGCCCGCAGCAGCCCUGGCAAGCGCUACCGGUGAUGACAGCGCUACGGCCGCGGCGAGCGCCGCGACAGGUCGAGGCGGCCUACUAGCGCAAGUGCGCGCCGCUGGCCGAGCCUCGCCGGUACGAGCGCCCUCAACAGCGGCAGCGCGUGCGGGAGCGCACGCCGCCGCCGCUGAGGCCGCCGCGGCGCGAGCAGCCGCUGAGGCACCAGCGCGCGCGCCCGCCGCAGCCGACGCAGCGCCCGCGCGGACGCCGAAGGCAAGCGCGACGCCCGCGCUGCGCACGCCAAAAAACACGCCGCGCGCGCCCGUCGCGCUGGCCAUCACGGGCCGCCGCCGCGGCUCCGGGAGCCGGACGCCGCGCCAGGUCCUCGCGGACGCGCUUCAGGUACGAAGCGCGAAGAAGGGCUUCUCCGGCGCGCUCUUGAGGCUCGUGAGCGACGUCGUCCAGGGCCAGAAGCUCCGGAAAGGAGCUAGAGUCUGGCUCGACCGCGGCGGCGGCGCCUUCGCUGCCGGAGAACUCCUCUCCGCACCACAAAAAGAGUCGGGCCGCUGCGUCGUGAAGAUUGAUGGAGAGGAGAGACCAAUCCAGUGCCACGCGUCGCAGCUCUGUCCUUCCGAUAGAUAUGGUGCCGAUAAUGAGUGCCUGGUUGAUGUAGAUGAUCGAUGCUUACUCAGGACGCCGUCGUCGCCGUCACCAAAGGAGUGCGUCGCGGUGACGCGGCCGAACCACGAUGGCCGUCUCGUCGUGCGCGUCGACGGCGGCUACCAAGGAGGCGGGAAACGCGCGUGUCGACUGGUGCACGUGGGCCAGCUCGAAGUUUUAGAUGAAGGCUGGUGGGCGUCGUCACCGCAGGAACCACCUCCUGUUCAAGAGGAGGUCAAGGAGGAAGUGUGGGCUCCGGUGGAUGACCCGGUCUACGCUCCUUAUUACAGGAUGCUGCGCGUCGGCGCGCCGGCGGCCGCCGUGGCCCAGAAGAUGGCUCGAGAUGGCAAUGAUCCCCUGAAAAUAGAAGCCACCUCUGUGCAUGCCGCGGGCCUGGUCGUGUCCUCGUCCAAAGUCGAGCCGGGCGGUUCUGUGGCCGCUUUGUUCGGGAAUAAGACAGGACCCGUCCUACCUCAAAAAAAACGGAGAUCGCGGACCGUCAAGGAGCUGCCCCUCGACUACCACGAUAACGACGUCGAGGGGUCGAUAUGGGGUGAUGUUACACAAUUAAACGGCAUCGAGGUGCACAAUACACAGCUAGAGAAGCUCUUUGUUCGAACGACGACGCCCGACGCCAAGAAGGUCAUUCAAAGGAGACCGUCUCCGACGGAGCAGAAGGAGGUGGUGUUGGCUCCGAAAAGAAGUACGAACGUCGCGAUCGGUCUGGCGGGUGCUAGACUUGAUGCUUUAUCUGUAGAAGACAUAAGAAGAUCGGUAGCGAGGUGCGACGCCGGUGCGUUUAGUAAAGAUCAACUGGAAGCCCUGCGGAUGGCGACGCCUUCGCAAGACGAGGCGCUGCGGCUGAAAACAUGCGAUGCUAGCAAUAACUACGAAAAGUACGCCGAGGCGGAACGCUUCAUGUGUCGCGUCGUCUUAGUGCUGGGACGGGACGCCUUCGAAACGCGUGUGACAGCAUUAAGAUUCAGGGCCCAGUUCGGCGAGCGGGCGGCGCACGUCGCCGCGCAAGCGAAUGAUCUAAGAAGAGCCUGCGCGGGCGUGACGUCGUCCGAAGCUUUGAAGAAGCUCCUGACCUAUGUGUUGAGGCUGUCGAAGGAGCUCGACGAUCGCCGGAGCACGCCUCGCAAGAACACGGGCGGCUUCCGGCUCCACUCUCUACUCAAGCUGGCGGACACCAAAGCCUUCGAUCGGGAGACGUCGGCCUUGGAUUACGUCGUGAGCAUGAUGGUGGCGAAUGAUGAUGAGGCGACGCUGCAUGUGUUUGACGAGCUGCCUGGUUUGAAAGCAGCCCAACGGGCGUCGAUGGCGCACUGCCAGAGGGAAGUGAAGAACCUGCAGCACGGGUUGUCUCGCAUAUCGUCGUUGAUCGAAUCAUCAGGAGACGACGAGGACGGCGUCGCUUGUGCCGAUGCUUGUUCCGCUUUCAGGGAUCUGGCGAGUGGCGCCCUGAAGGGUCUGGAGGCCGACGUCGAUGCGGCCUCAGACGCCUUCCGCGAGACGCUGUCGUACCUACGGGAAGCAGAGCAGACGCCCGAGGAGUUCUUUUCUACAUUAACUUCUUUUGAGGCGAAAUUCGCGGAAUCGAGGAAGCGGUGCGCCCAUAGAGCAAGGGCGGAGCAGCGCCGGCGCGACGAGGAACGGCGGCGGCCGUCCGCCGAACGGCGCAUCGAGGCGAAGCUGUCUAGGAGGGAGAGUGCACCGGUGCUGCACUCUCCCAAACAACGAACAAAGCACCGGCGGAACUCCUCCACCGGCGCGUUGCCGCAGAACGCCGCGCUCGAGGCCAUGCUGCAGCGGCGGCAGCCGCGGUCGCGGUCGUCGCCGGCGGACUCGCCGCCGCCGCCGCCUUCACUAACUCCGCUCUCGCCGGUCGUGUCCGAGACCGCGGCGUCGCCCGUCGCCGCGUCGCCGCCGCGGGUUCCAUCGGAGCCCGAGCCGCCGGCCACGCCGCCCUGCCCGCCGCCGCCUUCUUUAACACGCCGCGCGACGACGCCGCGGAGCGACGACUCGGACUACUCCUGCGACGAGGACGACCUCGCGGCCGUCGCGGAUCUGGAUUUGGGGCAUUAA